AUGUCGGUGUUCGGGAAGCUGUUUGGGGCGGGAGGGGGUAAGGCUGGCAAGGGCGGCCCGACCCCCCAGGAGGCCAUCCAGCGGCUGCGGGACACCGAGGAGAUGCUAAGUAAAAAGCAAGAAUUCCUGGAGAAGAAGAUCGAGCAGGAGCUGACAGCGGCCAAGAAACACGGCACCAAAAACAAACGCGCGGCCCUCCAGGCACUGAAGCGCAAGAAGAGGUAUGAAAAGCAACUGGCACAGAUUGAUGGCACGCUAUCAACCAUCGAAUUCCAGCGAGAGGCCCUAGAGAAUGCCAACACCAACACUGAGGUGCUCAAGAACAUGGGCUAUGCCGCCAAGGCUAUGAAAGCUGCCCACGACAACAUGGACAUUGAUAAAGUUGACGAGUUAAUGCAGGACAUUGCUGACCAGCAAGAACUUGCAGAAGAGAUUUCAACAGCUAUUUCAAAACCUGUAGGGUUUGGAGAAGAGUUUGAUGAAGAUGAGCUCAUGGCAGAAUUAGAAGAGCUAGAACAGGAGGAACUAGACAAGAAUUUGCUGGAAAUCAGUGGACCUGAAACAGUCCCUCUACCGAAUGUUCCCUCUAUAGCUCUACCAUCAAAACCCACCAAGAAGAAGGAAGAGGAAGACGAGGACAUGAAGGAAUUGGAGAAGUGGGCUGGGACCUUUAAUUAACUGGUCCGUUUCGAGCUGGGCCCAGACAGACUCUGGUGGCCUGCAAAUGGCCAGGCGUGUGCGUGUGCAGGGCAAGCAAGACGUGGUGCAGGCAGGUUCCAUCGCUCUCAAAUCUCCCUCCAGAGCAGCAGGGCUGCAUCACUGCUCACUCUGCAUAGCAUGGUCUGCACCCAGCGGGAUGGGCGGGU
This is a messenger RNA of Miniopterus natalensis, 866 nucleotides long. RefSeq names its product charged multivesicular body protein 4B (gene CHMP4B). Gene Ontology annotation, cellular component: multivesicular body; ESCRT III complex; cytoplasmic side of plasma membrane. The record is from RefSeq and is a predicted model, not a curated record. Gene Ontology annotation, molecular function: DNA-binding transcription factor activity. Gene Ontology annotation, biological process: late endosome to vacuole transport via multivesicular body sorting pathway; regulation of DNA-templated transcription; vesicle budding from membrane. NCBI's taxonomy places the organism in Eukaryota, Metazoa, Chordata, Mammalia, Chiroptera, Miniopteridae.